Messenger RNA from Haliotis rubra (blacklip abalone), 1359 nucleotides. RefSeq names its product carbohydrate sulfotransferase 15-like. Gene Ontology annotation, biological process: hexose biosynthetic process. The coding region runs from base 1 to 924 and encodes 307 amino acids. The transcript has 7 exons. Gene Ontology annotation, molecular function: N-acetylgalactosamine 4-sulfate 6-O-sulfotransferase activity. NCBI's taxonomy places the organism in Eukaryota, Metazoa, Mollusca, Gastropoda, Lepetellida, Haliotidae. The record is from RefSeq and is a predicted model, not a curated record.
AUGGCAGAAUCAACGAUCUCAGUCCUUACAGGGAUGAGACUGAAGAAGAAGGCAUUACUUCUAGCUGUUCUAAGCUUGGUGGCAAUGAAAAGACCCAAGUUUCUGCCAGGCUACAAGAAUCCAUGCUGGAAGGAUGUCACCAAAGAAGGCCAAGAGAUUGUCACAUGUAUGCCGUAUUUUCAUCUUUUAGGAGCUGAUAAAUGUGGCUCCACGGAUCUUUUUGACAGGAUCUUGCAACAUCCAGAAAUGGAACCGGCUGGAUGUGAGGGAACACCCAUGGAUUUAUGGGACUUCCGAGGAUGGCCCCGUAUACCACAAAAUGACCAUCUGGCAGAGCCGGUGAUUAUGACUCCACAUCUCAUGAGGCAUAUGUAUCCUGAUCCGAAGCUGCUCGUCAUUCUCAGGAACCCUGCUGACAGGUUAUAUUCCGACUACUAUUUUCUUGGAUAUGGUAAUUCCCCGGAAAAGUUCCACAAAGAUGCAAUAAGGGCGGUAGCCAUGAUUGAAAACUGUCUGAAAAUAAGGACAAGAAAACAGUGCAUCUUCGAUAUGGACAUGUACGUCAAUUUACCGAUGCGAAUUCACAUUAGCUGUUACUCAGUGUUUUUGAAGGAAUGGAUGAGAGUCUUCCCAAGAGAGAGUUUUCUUAUCUUGCGAAACGAAGACUAUGGGCAUGACAUAAGAAAUCACAUGAAUAUGGUUUUCAGCUUUCUCAAUAUGAGUCGAUUACCGGACGCAGACAUGGACGUGAUAUCUAACGCAAAGAGGAAGCACGUGACACAAUCCAAGAAGAACAAAGGUCCCAUGUUUGAAUCCACGCGUGUUUUGUUGAACAAUUUCUUUGAGCCAUAUAAUAAGGAAUUAGUAACAUUGUUACAAGAUGACCGAUUCUUAUGGAAGGAUGAACCAAAAACACACACUUGAAAUAGCAAGACCAUCGAGUGGACGUAUAUGACUGUAUAGUUUCCCUUUGGAAUGCUGCAGCAGUAGGAUAUCCAUUCAGAAGCAUAAUUAAUUCAAGUUUGCAUGGUACACAGGGGACCUGGAUAUCAUCAUACUGCAAUGUUAUACCUCGUGUAUACCAUUGGCAACCUCAUUCACUUAUAUUUACUAUAAAAAUGACACUCAGGAAUGAACAUAACAAUUGCGGAAAGACAAAAUGUAGAAAGAUAUGGAGAAUGACUAAAAACCUGUUAUUUGAAGUUCGAUAGCCCUCUCAGCUUUGCAACACUGGGAGCCCAAUUUAUGAGAGGACUUGCAAGGACUCAGUGUUUCUACGGCUGCCACAUACCUGUCUCCAUUUCAUGACAUUAAGCAAUUCUAAGUAUUCAUCCCUAAAUAAAUACAUGUUCCUGAUCA